AGAAAUAGCAAGAAUACAAGAUGCAGUCAACGUGAAGGUUUUAUGUGACUUAACGGCUGGUGUGGAUUGCCGACAUCAAGAGACCUUUCAAGAAAUUGAUUUCUAUCUUGUCUUUGAUAACUCAGUGGAACCGUAGAGUUCAGAUGAGGUAUUUGGCCAUCUGAGGUUUGUGUCAUCAGUGUGAAUAAUCAUCCCUGAAAGUUUGUACAUCCUCUGGCAGUAGCAGUAGCCAUUGCAAACUUUCUGACACUCAGACGACCGUUUAUCUGCCUGUCUUUCCCACUCUUUAGCACAGAACCCCCUCUUGGUUAUCAUCAUGUGCUUAGCAUUCCCUAAUGCAGUCGUGGGAACAUAGAAAACAUUAAGAUAUUUUUUAAAAUAGAAGUUGAGGUGACUCGAGAGCAAAUGGGAUCAGUUCUGCAGAUUUUAUUAAAUCUAGAGACUCCAAAGUCAUGAGAUUUUAUGGGAAAUGUUUUGAGAAGCAGCCGAGAUGACAGGCCUCCUGGGGGCCUUGCGUCAUGUUAGUCUGCCCACCAUGAAACUCUGUCUGACAAGCGUGGCUCAGCCGCUAUUCCUCGCAGUCCAGGAACCAUCCCUGUCCCAUGCCCAGACCCUCUGGCCUACCGUGGUCUCUGGUGACGUCAUUUAUGUGCACUCUGUUAUCUGCACUGCAGUAUCUGGGCCCUUCAGAGCCUGCCUUCCAUGGUCCCAGGGGCCUGAGGGCGUUUGUUCCCUUCCUCCCUUGGUGUGAGCUUUCUGCGGGUGUCACUUGUCUUACAAGGGAAGUCAGGUUCUGCGGCAAGCAUCCAACAGUUCUCUGUUCAGCUGGCCGCACUGCGUCUUCUUCUCAGGAAGAUUUCUGACAGGAAUGUGCUCCAAGGGCAUGUCCAUUUUGAAGUAAAUUAAAGUGGAUUCUAGUUGGUUUUUUUUUUUUUUUGUCUUAAUCACUAUAAUAAAAAAUUACUAUUAAUAUAUAAAACAUGUGUGUAUGUGUGUGUGUGUGUGUAUGUGUGUGUGUGUAUAGACCUAAGGGUAUAUUAGUUUGGAGAACUUGAGAUCUAAAGAACCCUUUGGUCCAUUUGUGUUUUAAAGUUUUUAAGAAACUUGAAGUCAAGAGAGUCUGGCUAAAUGCAGUCUGUUGCAUUUUUCAGCCAUAUGUGUCUCUAAGGAGCUCUGUCUUCCUGAUUUCAUCUGUGAUUUUCAUCUUAUGUUAGUUCCAACCCCAUAGAUUAGGAAAAUAAUUAUGUUAUUGGGGUUGAUGUCCGUGUUUCCUAGCUGUAAUUAUACCCUUAUAAUCUUGUUUGUUUUGAAAAGACUGUUGCAUAUUGCAGAUUCACAUGGAGCUUAUUUUCCCACAGCACCUGUGGUUUUUAUUCUUUGGACUCUGAUUUCAUGUUUAUGGGGAUGUGCGGUCAUGGAUGUAAUGCAGGAACACAGGGCUAUGCAGGUGUUUCCCUUGGCUGAUAGAUAAUGCUUUAGUUCUUCCAAAGAAACAUAGAUGUUAACUGGCCAUCACCCAUAACAUAAAACACUUCUUUAUUAUAUUGGGAAAGUGCCUAGAGAUAUUCUUCUGAGAGUAGGGAAAUUUCUGGAACUUCCUGCAGAAAAACAAAAAUACAAAAAAAAAAAAUAACAACUUACAUAGAAGAGAAGAAUGGAGAACAGCAUGUAGGUCAUGUUUCGAAAUAACUAAUGGGUUUCUUGAGAUGAGAUACAACAACACAUUUGAAAAAUACAGCCUCCUUUGGGUAUUAAUCAGGAUGUAGGAUCCAGUAGGCAGGGUCUUAAUCUCAAAGAAAAACAGGGCUGCUCCUAGCAUGGUACCGCAUAUCAAAAGAACAUCAGUGAGUCUGACCCAGGGGCCUCUUGUGUGGUUUGGGGUAAGCCCUGAGGACUUUGGAACGUCUCUAUCUCCUCAGGCAAAGUCUAAACAAAUUAACUAUUUAUGGCUGUAGAUAUGAUUCUGAACCUCUGAAAAAUACCCAAUGUCUCUAUCCAGUGGUUUUAGUAUUCGACCCCUCAUGAGCUUUUCAUGCCCCCUGAUGCUACAAGAGAUCCAAUAUAUAACUUAUUUAUAAUUUAUCACUUGAACAGGAAGUAGCAUGGUGACUGUAGGUUGCAAUAGAAACUUGAUACAAUUCCUAUCCCACCUGAAGCAAAUACAAGUAUACUCAUUCUUGGGGAGUGGAGUGGGGAAGAAAGUUAAACUUCUCUUGUCUGUAUGCAUGCCCCUCAAAAAAAAAAAAAAGGUUUGGUUGAAUUAACUUGAGACAGAAUGUUUCUGGAUCAGCUCAGUGUUUACAUAUGGCUUUGUCAUCCAUGACAUGGAACAUCUUGAUGAAAAGUAAAUUAUUGAGCUGCUUCAGUCAGUCACGGUUUCCAAGUGAGUCUGCAUGUUUGUCAUCAAAUGGCUACAUGUAGAUAUACAGCUCUUGCCAAAACACAUUGCUUUUUGGUGGACAUUUAUGUAUUGUUUUGGAGAGAUUGAACAGCACUGCAUUCUUUGGCACUGUCAUUUGAUUCCUUGGUCUCAGUGCCUUGAGAGUGCAGGUUCCUAAAUUCACAUGGAAGGAAAGCCAGGUAGUCCACCCCUUUCCUGAGCACAGGAGGUUCUACAUCUUGUGACUUAUCUGCAAGCAGUUUAAAACUUGUCCCUUUCCUUGGUGUUUGGCCAUAAGCAGUACGGGAAGUGAAUUUCUGGAGGAGAAUUUGAAUACAUUGCCAUUGGUCCCUGUGAAUAAAUUGAUAUCCUGGAGGGAUGUAGGAUCCCAAGAUGCUACUUUUCUCAUAGGUCAUAAUUUGCUCAUUAGAAUGUGGCUACAUUCUAAUAGCCACAUUCUACAUAAUUCCUUGUCCAUAAAAACAGCAUUUCUGAAGGGGAGUCAUGAAAGCUAUAAGACACACAUGCUUCCCUCAGCUAAAGUGCUUUGCAGAAGUGCAAGUAGACAUAUUUCCAAAUAAGGCAGUUCUGAUCUUAUUUUUGUGUUGCAGUGUGUUUAGUUACUGUGGCUGCGUAACAAAUCACCGUCAAGCAUAGUGCCUUGAGAAACACACACUGUCUUAUGAUCUCUUCUGGGCUCUGUGGGGCAGGAAUUUGGGGAGGUCUUGGUGGAAUGAUUCUGGGGCCCGUCAAUGAACAGGGGUGAAAUAUCUAAAGUACCAGAGCUGGAACAGCUCAGUGGGACCAGCGAUUCUUAUUCUCUUUCCUCCAACAGCUUCGCUUUCCCCCUGCCUCCCUCCAUGGGGUCUCAGUCCUCUCCAUGUGGGCUAGUUUGGACUUCCACCCAGAAUGGCAGCCCCAGGGUAUUUGAUCUGCCUACACAGCAGACAAGGUUUGCCAGAGUGGUUUCCAUCAUUGGCCAAGUGGAAGCAGCAUUGGCUUCUGUGGUCUAACCUCAGAGGUCAUGCAGUGUCGGUCCUGAGUAUUUUAUUGGUUGCUAAACACUGAAUAUUUGUGUCUCUUCCAAUUCGUGCAUCAAUGUUAUAACCCCCAAUGUGCUGGUUGAGCAGGUGGUACUUUGGAGUGGUUAUGAUUGGGUGAAGUGCUGAGGGUAGAAUUGCCGCAACAGGAUUAGUGUUCUUUUCAAAUGACAAAGAGACAAAAAAGCUCAUGUCUCUUUCUCUGCCAGGUAAAGAUAAAGCAUAAAGGUAGCCCUCUCUAAAUCAGGACUAAACCAGGAGGAGAGCCCUCAUGAGAACCUGUCUACGCUGGUGCUCUGAUCUCUGACUACAACCCUCCAGAACUUUGAGAAAUAAAUGGCUGUCAUUUAAGUCACCCAUUUAAGUCAGGCAUUUUGUUACAGCCAGGUAUGGUUUGGAUCUGGAAAGUCCCCAGAAGCUCAUGUGUUGGAAGCAAGAUGCAGAGAUGGGGCUUGAAAGCAACAAUUAGUGCCCUAACCUUAUCAGUAGAUUAAUCCAUUUGCUGGAAUUAAUCUUUGAUAGCUGCAGGACUGCUGAAGAUGGGACCUAGUUGGAGGAAGUAGGUCACUGGGAGCAUGUCCAUGGGCGAUAUCUGUCCCUAGCCCCUUCCUCUGUUGCUCUCUGCUUCUUAACGGCCAUGAACUGAGUAGCUUUACUCCACCAUGCCUUUCUGCCAUGAUGUUCUGCCUCACAUUGGUCCCAGAGCCAUGGAUUUGGCAGACCAUGGACUAAGACCUCUGAAAGUAUUGGAAACUUUUCCUCCUUUAAGUUGUUCUUGUUGAGUAUUUUGAUGACAGUGAUGAAGAGCUGACACACACAGCUUAGGAUGUUGGUUAAAAGUGAGUCAAAGCUUGCGUAGAUUCAAGGGGAGGAGAUUAAGGCUCCAUCUCCUCCUAGGGGCAUGGCAAGGGCUAGAGGGUUUGGGGAAAAGGGGCAGUGUGUGGUCAUCUUUGGAAAAGAUGAUCUGCCACAUGUGCUUUUAUAAUUACUGAAAAAGAGUUUUAGUCUUCAAAUAGGUAUUGCAGUAUUUAAAUCCUUAUUUCCUCUGUGUCAGGCAGGUUCCCAGGCCAAGCCUGCUUGGAAGAGAAUAUCAAAGGAAAUGUGAAAAUAAGCUCUAAGUCAAGGAGUGAUGGAAGUGCUGGAACAGGAGGGGGUGUGAUAACCCUGAAGAAUCUCACCAGCUCUUCUACAGUGAGGCCUCCUGGCUGCUCAGGGUCUCUCUCAGUUGUCCAGGGUGCUGUCCUAUGCAUUCUAAGUCAUUCAGCAGCACAUCUGGCUACUGCCCUUCAGAUGAGGUAGCACCUCUACCCCAAUAAUGACAACCAAAUAUGAUGCCAGACAUGUCAAGUGUCUCCGUGCCCAGAAAAAUCAUUCCCAGGCAAAGGCAGCUCAAGCAUCUCAUCCGACGUGAGUUCAAGUACAGAUCACACGCCGACCAAAGCCCAGAAGAAUGUGGCUACCAGUGAAGACUCCGACCUGAGCAUGCGCACACUGAGCACGCCCAGCCCAGCCUUGAUAUGUCCACCGACUUUACCAGGAUUUCAGAAUGGAAGGGGCUCAUCCACCUCCUCGUCCUCUGUCACCGGAGAAACGGUGGCCAUGGUCCACUCCCCGCCCCCCACCCGCCUCACACACCCGCUCAUCAGGCUCGCCUCCAGACCCCAGAAAGAGCAGGCCAGCAUAGACCGGCUCCCGGACCACUGCAUGGUGCACAUCUUCUCCUUCCUGCCCACCAACCAGCUGUGUCGCUGUGCACGCGUGUGUCGCCGCUGGUACAACCUGGCGUGGGACCCGCGGCUCUGGAGGACUAUCCGCCUGAUGGGCGAGACCAUCAACGUGGACCGUGCGCUCAAGGUGCUGACCCGCAGGCUGUGCCAGGACACCCCCAAUGUGUGUCUCAUGCUGGAAACAGUAAUUGUCAGUGGCUGCCGGCGGCUCACAGACCGAGGGCUUUACACCAUUGCCCAGUGCUGCCCCGAACUGAGGCGACUGGAAGUCUCAGGCUGUUACAAUAUCUCCAAUGAGGCCGUUUUUGACGUGGUGUCCCUCUGCCCCAAUCUGGAGCACCUGGACGUGUCAGGGUGCUCCAAAGUGACCUGCAUCAGCUUGACUCGGGAGGCCUCCAUUAAAUUGUCCCCCUUGCAUGGCAAACAGAUUUCCAUCCGCUACCUGGACAUGACGGACUGCUUUGUGCUGGAGGACGAGGGCCUGCACACCAUCGCAGCACACUGCACGCAGCUGACCCACCUGUACCUGCGACGCUGCGUCCGCCUCACCGACGAGGGCCUCCGCUACCUGGUGAUCUACUGCACGUCCAUCAAGGAGUUGAGUGUCAGCGACUGCCGCUUCGUCAGUGACUUCGGUCUGCGGGAGAUCGCCAAGCUGGAGUCCCGCCUGCGGUACCUCAGCAUCGCCCACUGUGGCCGGGUGACCGACGUGGGCAUCCGUUACGUGGCCAAGUACUGCAGCAAGUUGCGCUACCUCAACGCGAGGGGCUGCGAGGGCAUCACGGACCAUGGCGUGGAGUACCUUGCCAAGAACUGCACGAAACUCAAAUCUCUGGACAUCGGCAAAUGCCCACUGGUCUCCGACACGGGCCUGGAGUGCCUGGCCCUGAACUGCUUCAAUCUCAAGCGCCUCAGCCUCAAGUCCUGCGAGAGCAUCACCGGCCAGGGCCUGCAGAUCGUGGCCGCCAAUUGCUUUGACCUCCAGAUGCUGAAUGUCCAAGACUGCGAGGUUUCUGUGGAGGCCCUGCGGUUUGUCAAACGCCACUGCAAGCGCUGCGUCAUCGAGCACACCAACCCCGCCUUCUUCUGAAGGGACAGCUUUCAUGGGGAGUGGUCUCCAUACAAACACGAACCAAACAAGAUGUUCUUUAAAAGCAGCAUAUGUAAGCACCGACACCCACUCAGCAGCUAUUUCUUUCAGGAAGGUUCUUAGGAAUCUGGCUUUUACUUUUCCUCAUUUCUCAUGGGUGACACAGGUCAAAGAAAUUAAAGGGUAAAGAACAGAUUUCUAUUGCAGCAAACAGUGUUUUUGGUCAGGUAAUUUGUAAACAGCUUCUCUUCUCACAUAAGAUGUUCCCUUAGGCAGAUGGAGGUCUUUAGAAAUGUACCUUACUUUCCUCUCCACACCAGCGCUCCUGAACACAGGUCACACCCACAACAUGCCACAUCCCGGCCCUUAGCUCCACCCUCCCUCCAUCCUCCAUCCUCAACUGCCACAAGAGUAUCGCAACCACAGCGCUCUCUAGAACUCCUCUUCAUACUGCUGGGUUGACCUGAGCCCCGCCCCUUAAUGUCACACCAAGCAAAUUGUGGUUAAAUAAGUGUCCUAAGUCACUUUGAAUUUACAAAGAGCUUUUCAGACCUUUUUAAAAAAAUCCAUUGUGGCAAGCAGCAUGGUGGAAGAGACCUUUGUUUUUUUUCCCCACAUCUUCUGCUAACUAGCUGGAUGACCUUGGCCAAAGAACUUCACCUCUCCAGGCUUCAGCUUGCAACACUGGAUUAGAAGCCACUCAGCUGGAGAAUUAGCCCCAUGCUGGUUUUAGGAUUAAGAGAACAGACAUAUCAAUAAACAAAAACCUUAACACAGCCACAUGGUCAUGUACCUCUUCUAAAAGAAUUGAUUUUGUAGUUGGGCUCCUUUCAGGAGGUUCCACAGUGCCCAUGUCAGUGCACAUAGGAUCCUAUGUGUCCUUUUGCUCUCAUGCAAGUACCACUCACUCUCAGUUUGUUUUGGUGGAUGAGUCUAUUGCAUAUCAUCUCCUGCCCCUCUGGAUGCUAUGGUUUCUGUGCACAAGUACUUUCAGCUUUCCCCUUCUCAGCACUGUCUUAGCAGAGCACCAGAAUGUCUGAACAUGGGGAAGUUCAAAUCCCCCAGUCAAGACUCAUCUUCUGAGUGUUUUCAAAGGGAGGAAAGACCCUUGCAAUUUUUAAUUAACAAGUGAGGCCCAAGGGAACCCAUGUCCUCAAAGGUUUUUCUAAUCCCUCUCAGAGCACAUGUGGCAUACAUCAGGCACAUCUGUCCUGCAGCUGGCAGAGACAGAUGCUGUGGGUUUUUGUCAUUUAGAUUGCAUUUUGACUUUUCUCAUCUAUUUAUUUCUUUAUGCAUCCAGACUUCAUCACAUGGAGCCUACCGGGGUUAAGUUUGUAAAUGUUUAAUUGUGCAAAUUGCCACCUUGUGUCUCCCGCGUGGCUGUCUGCAUGCAUUCCAUUAAAGAAUACAAAGUAGACUUCCAGGUGUUUAAAUACUGUGCACUUGAAACAAGUUGAAGAGGGAACACAUUGAUAAGACAGAUGCUAGUCCACUAACCAAACCCUUGGAAUAGAACAUCAACAUCAUGACAAAAUAUGAAUUUUAAGUGGUCGUAUAUGGAAAUAAUUGAUUCGUUAGUCUAUUAUGUGAAAUCAGGUAACCAGGAGAACUUCCAUGCUUAUGAAAUGUAGUGUCAUUUAUUAGUAAACCCAGGACCUUUCCCAAAUUAAUCUCUGACCACACCCUUCUUCUUUGCUGCUGAAACAGCUCAUGUAUUUCCUCCUCAAAGGGGCCACCAUCCAAUUCCAGAACCUCUGCAUUUCCUAGCCAACUGUGCUGACUUUGUUUCAGAGCCAGCUUACAUACCACUCACUCGACAACUGCACUCCUACUGUAGGCUCCCGUGCACACUGUAGUCUUAUGUCAGGAAGGAGGAGCUAGAGUGAUGAGAUGGAGUCUUUCCAGGAGGUUUCUAUCAUACAUCAUAUGAAACAUGGCUUUCUGUCCAACUGACAUCAUCCUCAACCCAGAUACACAAUCAAUGCAAUGUGCCAUGAGGGGAGGUGACUUGUUUGGCUGGGGACAGCAUUUCAUGUUAGCCAUAGAGUUUAGAACCAUAAUAGAAUUUCAAAGGAACAUACCUCUGGUCUGUGACUGGUGACUAUCCAUAGUUUCAGAAUUUAGGAGUCACAGAUGAUUGUCCUUCACUUUUGGCUAGGGGAUAUUCCAGAUAAGCUGGUUUAAUACUCUUGGAAUGAGCAGGGAGAUCCAGAACAGCUCCCUGAACCAUUCUGAGUGUCUCUGUCGCCACCACCCGACCACAUCACCUAACCAAUUUUCCAAGCAUGAGACCAAGACCACUUCUCACACUGGUUGCCUGCCCAGCACAUGCUGUCUUUCCCAGUUUCUCCCCUUUCCUGGUGUCCUCUUCAUCCAUUCUGCUCUCCCUUGGGGGUAUGAAUCUGUGACAGAGGUUACUGGGAAAACAGCUCAGCAGAUUUUUAGAGACCAAGCAAAAGUCCUCAGCAGAAAAAUUUAUCUGUUUUAAAACAUUGCUUCCUUCCUGGCUCUGCUAAAUUGAAUGCUCAUUGUUUUUGUAACUCUAAUGUUCAAAUCACUGCGUGCUGUAUGACUCUAGAAAGCCUUAAUUUACUACCACCAAGAAAUAAAGCAAUAUGUUGGUAAUUAGGCUCA
This is a messenger RNA of Marmota monax (woodchuck), 8871 nucleotides long. RefSeq names its product F-box and leucine rich repeat protein 7 (gene Fbxl7). Bases 4903 to 6237 code for a protein of 444 amino acids. Lineage: Eukaryota; Metazoa; Chordata; Mammalia; Rodentia; Sciuridae. Gene Ontology annotation, biological process: SCF-dependent proteasomal ubiquitin-dependent protein catabolic process. Gene Ontology annotation, cellular component: SCF ubiquitin ligase complex. The transcript has 5 exons. The record is from RefSeq and is a predicted model, not a curated record. Gene Ontology annotation, molecular function: protein binding.